GGUCAGUAAUAUUGUCAACAUUGAUGCAGCUGCCUAACGUCAAUUCUGAAGUGGAUAGUCGUUCAAGUGUUUUCAGCGUUUAAGAGUAAAAGAGUAGAUUGAAACACAUAAUGGCCGACGAAGAAGAUGAUUACAUGUCUGACGCCUUCCUCAGUCGAAUACCUGACGUAAGGCCAGGUGUGCCAAUGGUGAAACGGGCGAGAGACGCAAUAAAAAAAGAGACCACGAUUAAGGAGAAGAAUCAACAGAACCGUCAGAAAACCUACAAGGAGCAGGAGCAGGAGAGUCGUGAAGCAGUUUUACAGAAUUCUAUCAGCAAUGAAAAUAAAGGAUUUGCAUUGCUGCAAAAAAUGGGAUACAAAGUAGGCCAAGGACUUGGCAAAAGAGGAGCUGGGAGAGUUGAGCCAAUUCCUAUGAACAUUAAAACAGACAGAGGGGGUAUUGGAAUGGAGGAGGUAAAGAAAAGGAAGGCAGAAAAGGAACUUGAAGGGUACCGACGGAAGGUUCGAGUGAAACAACAGGAGGAGAAAGAGUCUCUGGAGAACUUCAGGGUAAGGAAGAGAACAGAGAGAGAAGAACGUCAGACGGAAGGCGAUCUGAGGAGGAGCCAGCGAGCCUGUGAACAACUCGAUAGCCAGAAGGGUAUCACGGCGCCCAGGGAAUGUUGGUAUUGGCCAGAAAAAGAGAAAGAGGAUGAAGAUGAGGAUGAUGAUAAUGAUGAGGAGGAGGAGGAGGAGGAAUGCAGGAAAGAUGAGGAGGAGAAGAAGGAGGAGGAGCAGGACGAGGAUGAGGACGAGUUAACGUCGUUGGAUAAGCUACACUUUCUCACAUCUUACCUGAGGGGUGUCCAUUUUUACUGCAUAUGGUGUGGAACAACAUACAACGAUGAGGAAGAUCUGGAUUCAAACUGUCCUGGAGACACAGCAGCUGACCAUGAUUGACAUUGUUGAGGACAUAAUACUUUCAAUUCCCUGUUGUGUCUUUUUUAUAAGACGUGUAAAGACAACACAAGUUUUUGUGUAAUUACACUUAAAUAAUUGUGUGCAGGAAAGGAACCUGCUUUUUAUUUGUCAUUGUUGUGUUUUUGUUGUUAUUCAUGUUGAGAAAAUUAAAACAUUUUCAUUUCCAUACAUUCA
This is a messenger RNA of Clupea harengus (Atlantic herring), 1136 nucleotides long. RefSeq names its product G-patch domain containing 11 (gene gpatch11). Gene Ontology annotation, molecular function: nucleic acid binding. The record is from RefSeq and is a predicted model, not a curated record. Gene Ontology annotation, cellular component: kinetochore. Lineage: Eukaryota; Metazoa; Chordata; Actinopteri; Clupeiformes; Clupeidae.